Messenger RNA from Candida albicans SC5314, 2295 nucleotides. RefSeq lists its product as uncharacterized. Gene Ontology annotation, biological process: chromatin remodeling; regulation of DNA-templated transcription. Bases 1 to 2295 code for a protein of 764 amino acids. Lineage: Eukaryota; Fungi; Ascomycota; Pichiomycetes; Serinales; Debaryomycetaceae. Gene Ontology annotation, cellular component: nucleus. The record is from RefSeq and is a predicted model, not a curated record. The transcript has a single exon. Gene Ontology annotation, molecular function: ATP-dependent H2AZ histone chaperone activity.
AUGAGUGAUUCAGAGGAAGAAGAAGUUUUUGAAAGUUUAAUAGCCACAAGAUCUAGGCGGUCCAAUGCGGGGUUAAGAUUGAAACAGUUAAUUGCGUUAGAAGAACAAUCAAAUGAGCUAGCAGCAACAACCCAAUUUUUAACAGAAGAUGAUGAAAACGUUAAUUUAUUGUUUCAAGAAGAUGGAGAAGAUGAGGAGUUUAUCGAUGAAGAAGUUGAUAAUGCCAACUUAGAAGGAAUUGAUGAAGAAAGUGGAACGGAAAAUGAAAAUGAAAAUACAACGAGGAAACGGAAACAUACUUCAAGCGAUGGCGAAGAAGAAGAAGAAGAAGAAAACGACACCUCCAAUAUAAAUGCAGAUGAAAUACUAUCAGAUUCAGAGCUAUCUGCUACUGAUUCAGAUGAAAGUGAAGGUGAAAAAGAAUUACUAAAACAGGAGAAACUCAAAAAGAAAAGAUUGAAGAAACAGAGUUUAAUUCCCACCAUCAAACAGCCACUGGUUAAAUCAGCAACCCUAAAGAAGAAACAAAAACGAACACCGUUAGUCACAGCAGACUCAUUACUAUUGGCAAAUAGAAGAUCGUCGUCUCGAGCUGCAGCUGUUGAAAGUAAACAGGCUUUAGUAGAUAAACUAAAAGAAAGCGAAGCUAGGAGGGCAAAAUAUGUACACGUCGAAAGAAAGCAACAGGUUGAGCUAACUCAGGAAGAACGUCUUGCAGAAGCAGUAGAAACCGAGAAAGCAAAUGUGGAAUCACUUCACAGAUUUAGAGAGCAAGAAAUAGUGAAGAAGGAAAGACAGCGACAGUUGUUGUUACUGAAACGAAUCAAAUUACAUAAUGUUAUAAGGCUAGUUAGCAGUGAGACAUUUGUAAAGCCAAUUGAAGAAGUGAAUGAUGCAAGACGCCAGUACGAACAGUAUAUGAAAAUAAAGAAGAAACUAGGAAAAAAGAAAAAGAAUCAGUUAGCGGAGAUGAUGGAUUUUCCUACCAGAAUGCCCUUUACAAUAGAUUACGACUCACCGUAUCAAAGGAAACUAUUGGCAGAAAAGAAAGCACAAGAACAGCAAAAUGAAAUUAAAAAACUCGAGUCAAUGAACGAGAAACUUCACGAGCUUAUAGAAAGUGGGGACUCGAAGAAAAAUGACAAUGAUGAAGAAAAUAUACAAUUGGUCCCGUCAACUAACAUUAAUGCGGAUAAUCAUAACAAUAUUGAAUGUGAACCGAUUAAGGUUGAAGAUAGUACACAGGAGAUUAAGGCGGAUGAAACAGAUAACAAAGACGAGUCGAGCGAUAAAACAAAUACUCUGAUUUCUGAAGUUGCACCAUCAGAUGAAACAGAAAGCACAAAACAAGAGAAAAUUUCAGAUACUGAAUUUAAUGAAGAACUGGAAAAUACAAGCCAAACAGAGGAAAAUGGGCUUACUAAUGAUAAUCCUAGCGAGGUUAAAAAGGAAGAAAAUGAACAAACUAACAAAAUUGAGGAAACGCCUGUAGACAACAACAAACCAGAUGUGCAAAACCUCACGACUGACACUCCAUUGGAUGAAACCAAAAGUACAGAAACCAUCAAGAGGGUGAAAUUUGCCGACGAAAUAGGAGAGAGUUCCAAGGAGCCCACACCAACUGUCGAGACUAGUCAUCAACAAGAAGAGGAAAUAUUCGAAGGUCCAGUACAGCGUGUAUCGAGAAACUUGAUCUACAUGAUCGAGUUUGAUGAAGACAAAAAGGAAUUGAGACUCGACCCACUGAACAUCAAAAGAAUUCUAUUUGGAAAGCAGUCACUUUUGCCUGCCUCAAGAAGAUUCAAAGAUGUCAAGACAAUACUUAAAAUUGGGAAACCAGAAAAUCCUUAUGCUGUGGUGAAAGAUCAAAAACAAAGCUUGUUUGACCCUGCUUCCAAUAUAACUGAAGACGACCCAAUGUUUGAUGAGUUAAAAAAAUUGCCCAAAUUAGGAGUUAAGCAAGAUUUGGUAGAAAUUGUGGAAGAUAAGGAGGAAACCGAGUCAGCAAAUAUAGUGCUAAAAACCGAAGCACCAACUGGAUUAUAUCUACCUAAUGGCAAUAAAAAAAUCUGUAUGAUAUCAGGUACAGAAGUGAAAUACUUUGAUCCUUCAACUGGUAUUCCGUAUAGUUCAGUUGAAGCAUACAAAAUACUCAAAUCCAUCGAACAAGGUCAAAUUCCAUGGUUGAGUCUUACAAACGAGUCGAAUGAUACUGGCAAUGUCGAGCUUUACCUUGGAUGCAGAGAUGGGACUGCUCGACAUGCACAAGGUGUUCCAGAAGGAUUUGAUGGUUAA